AUGACAAAAGUAACUUCUGUCAAAUCUAGUGAUUCUGUAUUUAAUCCCAAAAAAUUUAUUGAAAAUGAAAGAACUCGGUCUGCUUUAAAGGUCGAGGAGAUUAACUGUUUUUUGGAAUCUAACCCAGAUGAUCAAAAGAUAACUCAUGAAUUACUGGAACAAAUUAUCACUGAUCCAAUCCUUAAAUGUGAUUCAUAUUAUUAUGAUAAGGAAAAAAAUCAAGAAAGAGAAAUAACUGCCAGAAAAAUUAAACGUCUUUCCUUAUACAUGGAAAAUGAUAUUAAGUUAAUGCAAAAGAACCAAGUGAAAAGAGAAAAAAUUGAUAUUAUUAAAAAUUUGCAACUAAACCCAAAGUCAAAAUUUUUGGUUAAUAAAGAUUUAAACAUUUUUGACAAAAGAUUGUCUUUGAUUGGAAUGAUAGAUCCACAAUUGUCCACGAGAGUUGGCGUUCACUUGGGUUUAUUUGGUAAUUGUAUUAAGGGUAAUGGAACUGAUUCACAAAUUAGGUACUGGUUACAAGAACGUGGUGCAAUCUUUUUAAAGCAAGUAUAUGGCUGUUUUGCUAUGACAGAAUUAGGGCAUGGAUCCAACGUUGCAGCGUUAGAAACAACAGCAACUUAUGAUUUAGAUUCUGACACAUUUCAGAUUAACACACCAUCACUAACUGCUACAAAAUGGUGGAUCGGUGGUGCUGCACAUUCUGCUACGCAUGCUGUGGUUUAUGCUAGAUUGAUUGUUAAAGAAAAAGAUUAUGGUGUUAAGACAUUUAUUGUCCCAUUGAGAGAUAAUUCGAAUUUUCAAUUAUUACCAGGUAUUAUCGUUGGAGAUAUUGGUAAAAAGAUGGGAAGAGAUGGGAUUGAUAAUGGUUGGAUCCAGUUUAAAAAUGUUUUAAUACCAAGAGAAUAUUUGUUAUCCAGGUUUGUUAAAGUUAUCCCUAAUCAAGAAAGUACUGAUGUCUCUGUAAAAAUACAACCACAAUUAGAUCAAGUGUCUGGUUACAGUGCUUUAUUAAGUGGUAGAGUGAACAUGGUGAUGGAUUCAUUCAGAUUUGGUUCUAAAUUUGUAACUAUUGCAACAAGAUAUGCAGUGGGAAGACAACAAUUCGUUCAAGUGAACGAAGUUGGGAGAAUAGAGACACAAUCUAGUAAAAAGAAAGAACAGCAUGGACAUAAUAUUGCUAACGUUAGUAAUAAUAAAGAGACACAGUUAAUUGAUUACUCAUUACAUCAAUACAGAGUGUUACUACAGUUGGCUAUUGUAUAUUUAAUAUCUCCUGCAGCACAUGAUCUGAUGAGUAGUUAUUACAAUACUUUAAAUGAACUGUAUGAAAUCUCUUCGCCAAAAUCAGAUAAACAACAGGCAGAUACUACUGACAAAAAUGCCUUUUCAACAGUCAGCUCCAAAUUAAAAAAUCUUUUUAUUUCCUCUGCAAGUUUGAAAGCUACAAAUACUUGGCUAAUUUCCAAUUUAAUUGAUGAAUUAAGACAAUGUUGUGGUGGGCAUGGUUAUUCUCAAUAUAAUGCAUUUGGCAAAGGUUAUAAUGAUUGGGUAGUCCAAUGUACAUGGGAGGGUGAUAAUAAUAUUUUAUCAUUAACAUCAGCAAAAUCAAUAUUAAAGAAAUUUGUGGACUCUGCCACAAAGGGAAAGUUUGAUGAAGGUUUGGAUUCUGACGAUUUUGAUUAUUUGGACCCUGAUUUUAUCAGAAAAGUAUAUACUCAUGAUAUUUCAGCUACUUUAGAAGAUACAGAUGACAAUACUAAUGAAAGUUUAGAAACAUAUAUUGAAAUUUGGAAAAUUGCUUUAAUUCAAUUGCUUAUUCAUAUCGGUAAGACAAUUCAGAAGACUAAAGAUUUUGAUCAAACUACGAUAUUACUAGUAACGGUAUCCAAAUUCCACGCUAUUCAUUAUAUGUUAAAAACGUUUUACACGAAGUUAAAGCAUGAUGAGAUAUCUCAUAUUACUGAUCAGCAUUCCAAAGAUUCACUCUGGAACAUUUUCAAACUAUUUUCUGUUUACUUUAUUAAUAAAUAUUCCGGGCAAUUUCAACAGUUUAAAAUUCUAAAGCCUAGCCAAAUAUCAUCUUUAAUCCAGCCUAAAUUAGUUAAGCUAUUAAAGGAGAUUAGAACUGAUUGUAUCAAAUUAACAGAUGCAUUCGAAUUGCCUGAUGCUGUAUUGAAUUCGCCAAUAGGAUACUUUGAUGGGGAUAUAUACCAUAAUUAUUUUAACACAGUAACUGCUAAUAAUCCACCAGAAAGUGAUGAUCCAGGUAAACCACCCUACCAUAAUGUUCUGACCUCCAUGCUUUCGAGGGAUUACGAAUAUGAUUCAAGAUUAGGUGGUUCUUUAAAUAAAGAUAUCUUAGAGAAGUUAGGUAAAUAA
Molecule: messenger RNA, 2379 nt
Organism: Arxiozyma heterogenica
Lineage: Eukaryota; Fungi; Ascomycota; Saccharomycetes; Saccharomycetales; Saccharomycetaceae
Gene: POX1
Product: acyl-CoA oxidase
Exons: 1
Coding region: 1-2379 (792 amino acids)
Biological process (GO): fatty acid beta-oxidation using acyl-CoA oxidase; lipid homeostasis
Cellular component (GO): peroxisome
Molecular function (GO): fatty acid binding; FAD binding; acyl-CoA oxidase activity
Source: RefSeq, a predicted model, not a curated record